Messenger RNA from Haemorhous mexicanus (house finch), 5083 nucleotides. RefSeq names its product leucine rich repeat, Ig-like and transmembrane domains 3 (gene LRIT3). Gene Ontology annotation, molecular function: protein binding. The record is from RefSeq and is a predicted model, not a curated record. NCBI's taxonomy places the organism in Eukaryota, Metazoa, Chordata, Aves, Passeriformes, Fringillidae. Bases 1 to 1959 code for a protein of 652 amino acids. The transcript is spliced from 4 exons.
AUGUAUCUGUUUAUUUGCUUCUACCUCCUAAUGAGUUUUUUUGAAGAACUUCAUGGCUUUUGUCCUUCACAAUGCACUUGUGUUUACCAUGGCAGAAGUGAUGGCACUGGAACAAGGUCUGUACUCUGUAAUGACCCUGACAUGUAUGAGAUCCCUGUGAAUGUUCCUGUGGAUACUGUAAAGCUGCGUAUAGAGAAAACGGUCAUACGAAGGAUUCCGACUGAAGCCUUUUACUACCUGGUAGAUCUCAAAUACCUGUGGGUCACUUACAACUGUGUCGCCAACAUUGAUAUCAGCAGCUUCUAUAACUUGAAACAGCUGCAUGAGCUGAGGCUGGAUGGUAAUCUGCUCUCAACUUUCCCUUGGGAAUCCCUGGCCGAGAUGCCCAACUUACGGACUCUGGAUCUCCACAACAACAAGCUGACCAGCAUUCCCGCUGAUGCUGGCCGCUACCUGAGAAACCUCACCUACCUGGACCUAUCCAGCAACAAGCUGACCACCUUGCCAUCAGACCUCAUGGACAUUUGGCCCCCCUUCUCAGGAGCUAUUGUGUCCAAGAACACAGACAUUCUGGUGACACAGAGAGUAAUCUUGGGUUUUCAGGACAACCCGUGGUUUUGUGACUGUCGCAUUUCAAAGCUAAUUGAAUUUUCUAAAAUUGUGGACACCUCCGUUGUACUUCUUGAUCCAUUGGUUUCAUGUAGUGGACCUGAGAGCCUGGCAGGAAUCCUGUUCCAGAGAGCUGAGUUAGAGCAGUGUCUUAAACCAUCUGUGAUGACCUCGGCCACAAAAAUCACCUCCCCUCUGGGCAGCAACGUCCUGCUGCGCUGUGACGCCACGGGGUACCCAACACCACAGCUCACUUGGAAUAGGUCAGACAACAUUCCAGUGAACUACACAGUAAUUCAAGAAACUCCUGGAGAGGGUGUCAGGUGGUCCAUAAUGAGCUUGACAGGAAUUUCAUACAAGGACGCAGGAGAAUACAGAUGUAAAGCCAAGAACUUGGCAGGAAUGUCAGAAGCUGCUGUGACUGUCACAGUGGUUGGUGUAGUUACUACAACUGUAUCACCACAGAAGUUUGGGAGGAAGCCAGAGGCUGAGAAGCAGAAUACAACUCAGGAGGAAUCCAAGCAGGAACCCGAGAGGACAACCACACCUCUUCCCAUCACACCGACCACCACAGCUCUGGUGAGCACUGAAAGGUCAACCAGCAUGACAUUUACUGACAAAAAGCAAUCCAGGCUCAUGUUAGAUGGAAAGAAAGUUUCAAAGGCAGUGACAAAUGGAAGCAAAAAGCUGAUUGGAGAUUCAAGAAAGAAGGAUACUCCAUUGAGUACAGCAGGUACAGCUGAGCAAAAUGUUACUGUGAAGAACCUAAGAGUGAUCAGUGAAUCUGAUGAAAGAGUGACCUUAACUUGGAAAACUGUCAAUGCCACAGGCAACUCUGCUGUGACUGUGUUAUAUUCCAAGUAUGGUGAGAAAGAUAUGUUGCCUCUCAGCACUGAUUCUAACAAAAACAAAGUCACAAUCGAUGGCUUGCAACCUAGUACUCAAUAUAUGGCAUGUGUCUCACCCAAAGGCGUGCCACCUACAAAAGAGCAGUGUGUUGUUUUCUCCACUGAUGGGUUAAAUGAUGAAAGCAGCUCUGAGUUUUCUAUUCUGAUAGUGGCCAGCAGUGCAGCAUGUGUGGUUGCUUUACCUUUGAUAUUUUUCUUACUCUACAAAGUUUUAAAACUUCAUUUGAAACCAAAAUCUGCAAAGGAAGCUGAACUUGCAAAAGAGACUUAUGUGCAAUUUGAAACACUGUCUCUGAAGCCUCGAGCACUGGGUGCAGGAGACCAGCUCUGGGCACGAAGGUACACGGAUGAGUCAGAAAGACUUCUCCUUUGCUCUAGGUCAAGCAUGGAUUCUCAAAUGACCUUCAAAAGUGAGGGCUCCAGGUCUGAGUAUCUGUGCUGAACAUGGGUGAGGAUGGAGAUCAAAUAAAUAAUAGGUAAAAUUAAUUCAAAAUGGUGAUGCUGCACCUGGAAGCAGGCUGAUGCUAGACAGUGGUCAGAAUACGUUAUCUGGUGUAAUAGAGUCUUACUGGAUGGUGGUGGGUAGGAGGGGGAAUAGAAGACAAAUGUUGCCUGUUUAUUUUCUUAUUUUUUAAGUUUGUGAUUUUGAAUGUGAAGGAGUGAUGUUCUUCCAAAGAAAAAUACAGCAUGAAAUGGUUCUAUGGGUAAAGAUAUAUUUUUUCUUUUAUUAAAACAUUUCUGUUUUCUCUCCUCUCGUUUUACCAUAUGAUGUGCUAGUGGCAUGUAUCAAACAUGAAUCAAAAUCUUCUUGGAAAUGAUGUUCUUCAACAUAAUAGGAAAACAGUUUUAACUACUUCUAUUGUGAUCAAAGCUUUAUUUGAAUAUACAAGUUUUCUUCUGACAUCAGCUUGCGCUUCGAGGUGUCAUACAGCUGUUUGUACAGUAUCUUGGGCUGAAGUAUUUUCAGGCCAGUCAAGAUAGAAGACACAGUUUAUGGGCUCUUGAGAGGUACAAUACACAUCUUAUUGUCAUUUUGCAGAUGUUAUUGCAAAGGGCAAAGAAGCUUCUUUAGUGUCCUGAAGUAACUGAGAGACACUAGAUAAUUAUAUUAACUUACAUCAGAUGAUUUUAUUCCAAAAUCUCAGCCUUAGAAUUUACUUGGAUGUGUCUGUCUAUAUACCUCAAUUCCAGAAAUCUCUGUACAGAAAAUUCUGUGGUACUGUGUAAUACAACACACACUUUUAUAUGUAAAUAUAUGACACAGAUAUUGCACAGUAUUAUGCACUACAUUGCAGUAAUAUAAUACCUUUUGAUAUACAGUAAGAGGAGUUUUUGUCCUCAGGGCAUGUUGGAUGUGAAGUUAAUGAGCAUAGUGAAAGUUAAUUGUGAAUAUGCUUCCCCAUGUUUAAAAAUCAGAAAUUAAUAGUAACAAUGAAUUCAGAAUUGCCUGUUAAUGUUAAUAAUGAAUAGUCUAUUCUGAGGCUGCUUUUUUUUAAUGCCUGAAGUAAAUAAGAAAACUUUUGUUGUUCCAGGUUCAGAUAUUAUAUUUAGAAGUAUGUAUGAAUUGUGAGCCACAGUUUUUCCUGAAAAUUACAGCUGUGUUGUUUUCUUGGACCUUUCUAUGCCUAGAGGAACUGUUUGUUAUGAUAGGAAAUUGGGAAUUGACAUUUUCCAGACAAACCAAACCUUAGUUUGUCAGCUUCAAAACAGUAGCUUUUCUCAUUGUCACUAAUGUAGGAUGAAAUUUUGCCUGCUGGAAUGCUGAUGAGCUUAUCUUGUAAGGCAUAGCUUGGUGAGAGGUGUCAAAAAGCCUCUGACACAAAAUCAUGGCAGGAAAUGAACCCACUGAAAAAUCUCUGUAGCACCUACACCAGGGUGUCCAGUGACCAGGAUUAGCAGAAUGAGUAUUUGAGACUAUGGGAGCUGUAAUAAAGAAGCAGGUGGGAUGUUCAAAAGUGCAAAAUUAGCUUGCCUACUUAGAAUUAUCCUUGGUGUUCCUCUCUGCGUUACAAGUAUGUGUGGUGAAAAAUCAGUCCUUUUACUUUUUCCAUGAAUAAUUUUGAUUGCAAUGAUCACGGUUUUAUCUUUCUAAGUUAUUUUACUUUGACAGUUUUGGGUUUUUUAAUAUAUGUUUUUUUAGGGAAAAGAGAUUCUCUGUGUGUCAAAACCAAGGUUCAUCUGACACGUUAAUGACGAACCAGGUUUGUGCAGGACCUGAAGUGUUACAAUAUUUGCCUUCUAUUUUCUUGAUAGACAGCGUAGUCAGUAGUUGUUGAAGGUGUUUCCAAUUAAAACCACCAUGUUUUUUGUUAAUGAGAACAAUUGUUUUGACUUUUCUUUUUUUCCUGGAGAGUAUUUGAUUUCAGGCUUCAAAGCUCUAAAUUUAAUUCUGAAGUUCAAAAUUGAUAUCACCUGACUUGUAGGUGAUACAUCAAUGUAUCAAAUGGAGAUGGUGCACAGUUCAUUGGAGAGAGGUCACUUGUGGACGUUAAACCUUUGUGUUUUACUAAUCCUUGUGGAAUUAGCAUGUCCUAAAGUCAGAAAUUAAUCUCUGGCCACAUGGGCUAUCAGUGUAUCAAAGAUGAAAUUUACUAUCAAGAGCAUGUUCUUUCAAGAAAACAUGUUAUACCUUAUUUUUUCCACAGUUCUCAUGACAAAAGAGUUACAUAAUCCAGACAUGCUUCUGCAACUCAUCUCAAAACACCAAAUGUGCUGGGCAAUUUUGUCAGGAAUUUGACACAAAUGGCAAAUCACACAAUAAAGACAUUUGCACUGUAUCAACCAGAGCUGGUUUAAUUAAAAUGCUGAAGAAAUACUUUGCUAACAGAUGUAAUUUUUUAUAUUGUCAGUUGUUGAUGAUGGAACCAUUGUGAGAUAGAUUUUGUCACCCUUAAUCAUUUGUAUAGUGUCUUCUGAAAUGCAGCACUGGAUCAAGCAUUGAUAUGAACAGUGAGGACUAUAAUCUGUGUAGGAAAAUUCAGAGAGAUUUUAGCCUGUGUUUAUGUGUUGCCUUUCAUAUACUUUGCACUUUGUUUUCUGAAUUCAUCCUGCUUUUCCUAAAAAGCAGGAUGAAUUCAGAAAAAAGUUAGACAUCAUUUUAUACAUUACCUACAAUGGGUGUGUCAAAACUGGAUGGCUAAUGAAAUAACUGAGUAAUGUGAGCUGAAUUCUAAGUAAAUGUCAUUUUUACUUAGAGUUUUAGUGAGCAUAGUACUUAUCAUAAUAUUUUUUAGCACUUUAUCAUAUUAAACCAUAAUCUUGGCUUCAAUGGGUACUUACUAAGCCAAACUUAAGGCAUCUGUGCAUCUGUUUUAGUCCUUGCCAUUGCUCUCAGUGGGCUUUAUAUUCCUUGCACCAUCAUCAGAUCCUCAUACUUUUCUCGGGGAGGGAAUUAAGAGAGAAAACUUUGAUGUGUAACAUGGGAAUGUCUGUAAUAGCAAAACCAUUAACACUUGGACUAUGUCUAGGAGGCUAAACAGAGGAAAUUUCAAAGUCAAUACCUUUUCAAAGAAGUAAGUAAAAUAGAAGUUGUUUUCAUAUGAAAAUAAAAAAUUGGUUUUAUACAA